CUUGUUAGUGUUGUUAGCAAAAUAAAUAGGUAUAAUUUUCAAAUUUAUUUUGUUUUAGUUAAAAUAUAAAUUUAAAUAAGUACUUACAAAUUAUAAUUAAGUGCAAAGUUGUUUUAUCCAUCAUAACUAUAAAAUAAAAUCCGUAAAAAAUUAGUUAAUAAUAUGGUGAGUAAAAAUCCAUCUACCUAUGUGAAUAUUAAAGUUAUUAAAUUGAUUAUUAUUUUCAAUAACUAUAAUAUUGUUAUUGUGUGAUUUUUUUGUUAGUCCGGAAACAAUGAUGAAGUAUUCCACCGUACUGGUUCAUUUCGCCGUGUCAUACCUCCUGGAAAUGAUACGACCGGUAUAAGUGGUAUUCCAGUAAAAUCAAACAACAGAAAUAACUCUUAUAUAAAUGCAAAUUAUAUUCCUUUUUUUCUUGAGUAUACGCUAAUGUCUGAAUUGUGAGUAGGUACUUAUACAUUAUUAUGAACGAAUCAAUUUGAUUUAAAUAAUACACUUAUUAUGUAUGUUCUUAAAUUUAUUAAAACAAAGAAAAAUAAAUACAUUUUAUCAUUAUUUGGCAUUGUAUUUUAGAACAUAAUUUUUACCAAAUAAAUAGGUAUACCUAAUAAAAUAUAGCUUAUAAUGCAUAUAUACCUACUACAUAUAUCUUUUCAAUUUUUAUAAAAUCUGGUUUUUAAGUUAAAUUAAUUUUGUUUCAGUAAUAUUUUGAGUAAAAAAUUAUUACCUGGAGUCUAUGUUAUACCAGCUGCUAAAACUCCAUUCAGUAAGUACAUACUAAAACUCUACGUCUUGUGUUCUUGUGUCAUCAUAUUGUGUUUUGUUUUAGUAUGGUUUGGAGUAAUUUUUCCGAGAUAUGGACUUUAUAAAAAUGGAGCCUUCCGCUUUCUUUUACAUAUUGAUAGCAAUUGGCCAGAUUGUGAAUGUCCCAAAGUGAUCAUAGAAACACCUAUUUUUCACCCACUGGUUGAUCCAGUUUCUGGAGAAAUGAGUAUUCAACAUCAUUUUCCAGAAUGGAAAAAAGGAGUUAGUCGUAUUUGGCAUGUAAUUGAUCAUGUAUUGAAGUCCUUUUAUGACAUAUCCAGUACUAAAACUCCAGCAAAUCCAGAAGCUGCUAAUCUGUAGAUAUAUAUUUUAUAUUAAUAAAAUAGUUAUUACAAUUUUAGUUGCCUAAUCAUUUUUAUUAUAGAUUUAAAACAGAUAAAGACAAUUAUAUUAAGAAAUGUGAAGAUUGUGUUAAACAGAGUCAAAUUGAAAUAUACAAUCAACCAAAUAAUCCUGAAAAUGAUGAUCCAAAUUAUUUGCAUUUUGAUCAUUAUAAUGAAGAAACUCAUGGAUCAAUUAGACGUACAUGGCUUCAACAAAAAGUAUUUUUUAAUAUAAAUAUUAAACAUGUAAUACUACUUAGAAUCAUAAAUAGUAUUUUUGAAUAAUGGGUAACUUUCAUUUUUUUUUUUUUUUUUUUUAAAGAUUUAAUUUAAUUUGUAAAUAAAGUAAUUGUGUAAUUUAUAUUUCAAAAUAGUUAUUGUUAUAUUCAUCUACAUUAAUUUAUUUACUAUGGUAUCAAUUAUUACAAAAACAGAUAGCAUAGGAUAACCAUAGAAUAGAAAAAUGCAAUUUUAAAAUACUCAUUUUUCAUUUCAUAAUGUUCUUAAGACUUAAUUUCCAACUAUGUAUCAAUACAUAUAAUGUAUUUAUUAUUUAUUUUUAAAAAUUUUUUAAAUAACUAUGGGUAAAUUAAAUCAAAAAUGAAUAGAGUUUUUUUUUUUUUUUAAAUAUGGUCACCUAUGCAUAAUUUAAUUUUCAAAUGUAUGUUUUAUGUAGUGAGAAUUAAAUUUAAAACUUAACUAGUUUAAUAGUAGUAAUUUGCUGUUUAUCUAUCACACACUUAACAUAAUAGCAAUUAGUUUUAUGGUAUUUCUAAAGUACAAAUCUUCCAAUAAUGCAAUAAGUGUUAAAUAAAUAAAUUUGAUUUAGUCAUUUAGAGAUCAGAGAUAUGAAAUACCUAAAACUUAAUUGAUUUAUUUUGUUAAUGAUGGUUAAAGAAAGCAUUUUACUACUUUUAACACUUCUUAUUAAAGUUAUUUUUUUCAAAAUUUAUAAAUAACAAAAUUAUUAAAAAGAUAUUUAAUAUUAUUGUCUUCAAAAUUAUGAUAGUUAAUAACAUUUAGUUGGUAUACCAAUUAUAUUGUCUUUUACAGGAAUGUGACAAUAGAAUUCAACCUUUAUCAUGGGUACAGCCUGGAUCAUUAGAACCAUUUUCAAGGCCACAUACUUGACAUUUAUUUAACAAAUCAAAUAAUAAUAUUAAUAAGAUAUUAAAAUUUGAUAGAUAUAAUUAUUUUUUUAGCAAAUCAAUUUUAUCAUUUUGAAUUAUUUAGACUAUUAAUUAUUUAAUAACUUAUUUGUUUUAAUUAGGUAUUUUUAAAACUUAAACCUACAACAGUGAUACUUUAACCUAAUACAGUGGCGCACAGAAUAUUUUUGAAAACACACGCAGUUCAUAAAAAUAUCCACCCAUCCACCCUUUUGUCUCUUUUGAAGCUUCCUUGUUAAGUUUUUUUUGACACCAAUACACUAGUAAUCUUUACCCAUCUCACUUAAAAUUAUAUUCAGCUGCAUUUCUCGAUAACUUAUCUGUGCUCAAGUGACGUUAUAACUUAAAAAAAAAAAUUGUAAAUUAUCAAUGUCUUCCAUAUAUUAUAUUAAAUUUUUGUGUAGAAAACCAUUUCCCAACCUAUGGGUCACUUGCAACAUUUAUAUAAAAGUUAUGUUAAUUAAUGUUAAGGUUUUUAAAUAUUUCAUUAUAUAUUGUUAUUUGAAUUUUAAUGUAUGCAUGUCAUUUUAUAUUGUUACACAAGUCGAAAUACCAAUUGAGAUUAUAAUUAUUAAUAAAAUA
Molecule: messenger RNA, 2899 nt
Organism: Cinara cedri
Lineage: Eukaryota; Metazoa; Arthropoda; Insecta; Hemiptera; Aphididae
Source: the annotation of a GenBank genome assembly